CACAGGGCUAUGUGCGAGGAUAAAGUGCAUCAGUGCGGGGACAGCCAGCCUAGGGGGCACUUCCGAGCAGGCGGAGAGAAGCAGAAACAAAGAGAAGGGAGGACAUGAGCGAAGGCGAAGGGAGGGAGCAGGGGAUCAGCUGAGUUCAAUCCUGCCAGGAAAAAGCUCUUCCCCUCCGGCUCAUCCCCGAGAGGGACAGGUUCUGCCCCCUCCUCUCCCCCUUUGGUCAAGAAGACAAAGAACCGAGUGGCCCCAUGGGGAAAGGGGGUGAGCAAGGGGGGGACUCGGGGGAGCCGGCGGCGCAGAUCCGCUUCUACACCUGGGAGGAGAUCCAGAAGCACAACCUGAGGACGGACAAGUGGCUGGUGAUAGAGCGAAAGGUUUACAAUGUCACCAAGUGGGCAAACAGGCACCCGGGGGGCCAGCGAGUCAUCAGCCACUGCGCCGGAGAAGAUGCCACGGAUGCAUUCCAGGCCUUCCACAUCAAUCCCACCUUGGUGCAGAAGUUUCUCAAGCCGCUGCUUAUUGGAGAACUCGCUCCAGGGGAGCCCAGCCAGGACCGAGACAAAAAUUCCCAGCUGGUGGAGGAUUUCCGGACCCUGCGGAAGACAGCGGAGGACAUGAACCUGUUCCGAGCCAGCCCCUUGUUCUUCUCCUUUUACCUGGGCCACAUCAUUGUCAUGGAAGUUUUGGCUUGGCUCAUGAUUUCCUACUUUGGGACCGGCUGGAUCACAACCCUCAUCCUUGCCUGCAUCCUUACAACUUCCCAGGCCCAGGCAGGGUGGCUGCAACAUGAUUUUGGACACCUCUCUGUCUUCAAGAAGUCUUCCUGGAACCACAUCGUCCACAAGUUUGUCAUUGGGCACUUGAAGGGUGCCUCUGCAAACUGGUGGAACCACCGCCACUUCCAGCACCACGCCAAGCCCAACAUCUUCAAGAAGGACCCAGAUGUGAACAUGCUGCACAUUUUUGUCCUGGGAGACACACAGCCCGUUGAGUAUGGCAAGAAGAAGUUGAAGUACCUGCCUUACAACCACCAGCACGAGUACUUCUUCCUCAUCUUCCCACCUCUGCUCAUCCCUGUGUAUUUCCAAAUCCAAAUCAUCUCGACCAUGAUCAAGCGCAGGUUCUGGGCGGACCUGGCCUGGGCCAUCAGCUACUACCUGCGCUACUUCGUCACCUACAUCCCGUUCUACGGCGUCCUGGGAUCCCUGUGUCUCCUCACGUUUGUCAGGUUUCUGGAGAGUCACUGGUUCGUGUGGGUUACCCAGAUGAAUCACAUUCCAAUGGAAAUUGAUUCUGAGAAGCACAGAGACUGGCUGAGCUCCCAGAUGGCAGCAACCUGCAACAUUGAGCAGUCCUUUUUCAACGACUGGUUCACCGGGCACCUGAACUUCCAGAUCGAGCACCACCUGUUUCCAACAAUGCCACGGCACAACUUCUGGAAGGUGAAGCCUUUGGUGAAGUCAUUAUGUGCCAAGUAUGGAGUCCACUAUGAGGAGAAGCCUCUUGGGAAAGCAUUCGUAGACAUCGUUGGGUCCCUAAAGAAAUCUGGAGAUCUCUGGCUGGAUGCUUAUCUCCAUAAGUGAUCAUGAAUCUUUCUGGGGAGGUUGCUCCAAGGGAACUACAAAUGGCCUUUUCAGCAUCCUGCCCUGCAGAAACCCAGAGUUCUGCCUGUCUGCACAUGCGUGGCAGCACCGAGCUUCUUCCUGCCUACCCGAGGCCAGGAGCCAUGGCACUGUUCACCCUUCCCCUGGGAACAAUCACAGGAGAAAAGGAGUUCUCCCUGCACAAGGAGGAGCUGCUCAAAUCCCAGCUGGAAUCAGCCCUGCUCAGGCUGUGCUGCUGCUGUGAGACCUUUGGAGAACCCUCUUACAAGCUGUCUAAAACUCCAUUUUCUGCCCAGCACCUAAUUACCAAAAUUCACUAAUGGUUUAUCAGGAGAUAUGGUUGGACAGCUUCCAGGUGCUUCUGGAACAGGUGACCUGACCCCAAAUAAAUCCAGGGGUUCAGGUUCAGCUGCAACACAACAGAAGAGAUAUUUGGGUUAGGACAAAGGGCCAUGGUUCCAAAAGCAGCCUCCAGCUCCAGCCUCAGUGCUCCCAGGAAUCACCAGGAGGGAGACUCUGGUUACUUUGCACGCCUCAUUACUUCCCUCAGCUCUGAAACUGGAUCCUCUCUGUCAAAUCCCUGAAUCCUUUUGCAUUCCACAGAAUCAGCAAGGUGCUUCAUCAUGAAUAGAGACUACUCUGGGACUGUGGCCAGCGUUGCAAAAAAAAAAAAAAAAAGUAUUCCCUCCCCACCCUCUUUGGAAAAUAAAAUGAGAUUUUAUCUUUGAUUACAGUGGGGAAUUCAGCAUCUUGCAACUUCAGUAAGCAAUGCUUAGCGUUUGUAAAGGGCUUGUUCUGGGGGUCUUGCUCACCCAAGUACCACCAGGAAUGUUUAGGGUGAAAAGCUGCAUAAGUAACAUCCUUCUGGAUGCUGUGAUUUCCCAGGCAGGUAGUGAGGAGCUCUCCUGGAAUUUGGCUAACCUCAUGAGGACUGCCUUAAUUUGUGCAUCCCUUCCUAGAAUGUACCUCACUGUGCUCCAGCAAGGAUGACCAUGAGAACAGAGGCAUCAGCAGUGCAAGCUUUUAAAUAUUCAGCUUCUUCUGACAGCCCUUGGGUUUUUUUGGGUUUUUUUUGUCUUAUUUCCAGAGCAAAUAUUUUCUUCCUUAGCUCUGCCCCCUUCUUUUCACUUUUCUUCUUGGGAAGCUGUUUGGGUUGAUCUUGGGGAAAGAUCAGCUGUUAGGCAAAUGGGCUUUAUUUUUCCCCCCAAAAAACUUACUAUUUUUUCAGGCAAAGCCUCUCUGGCUCAUAUAGCUUUUUCCUCUUCUUCCAAAAAAAAUCUCAGCUUUCUCCCUUGGAAUUUGAGCUGGUUUUUAUGUGCCUUGAUUCCUUGUUGACACCCCAUCCCUGCAAGUGUUACAGGCCAGGUUGGAUGAGGUUUGGAGCAACUUGGUCUAGGGAAGGUGUCCCUGUCCGUGGCAGGAGGGUGGAAUUGGAUGAUCUUUAUUGCCCCUUCCAAUCCAAACCAUUCCAGGAUUCUACAAGCUCUCCCCUCUUUAACUGGAGCAGGUCAAAGAGAUCCCUGACAAAGAGCCCUGGAAGUCUGGAUCAAUCUGCUUUGUUAUCAUUGUUCUCCAAGUAAAAUUAGGUUUAUCUGGAGAUGUUCCAGAAGUUUCACUAAGACUGGAAAUGUAGAUGGAUACAAACUUCCCAUGAGCUUUGUCUCCAACAAGGGAGCAAUGAGUGAGACAUGAGCAGGUUAAAAUCUGCCAUCAAAAUGACUGAAACACAGAAUUUUCAGCACAGCUUUGCCCAGCUUUCUGAGGACUCUUAACUAACCUGAAAAUAAUGAGGUGAAAUCUUGUCCACUUUCUCUCUUGAUAAAGGUCAUUCAUUUGCACUGUAAUGAGACACAAACAUGAAAAAAAAACCAAAAACCAAACCUAAGCCAGUAAGAGGUGCUGGAAGCCUGCCAGGGUUUACUGAACCCAGCUACACCACAUGGCAAUGGGGAGCUGGAAACACAGAGCUGGUUUCAGGGCAGAGAAUCAAACAACAGCCAGGGAAGGAGUGGAUUUGCUCUCCCCACUCACUGUGGGGGACUGGAGUAGGAGCUGGAGGACCAGGAUGAUCGAGGAUGCCAGAGAAAAGCACAAACUGCAGCAAAGAGAAGCCUCUGGGUGUGUUUUGGGAGGAGAAUGAGAGAUGGGAGAAGUUUGGGAAGGUCAGGGGUUGGGGAGGGAUGCAUGAGAGUGGGAGAAAAAAUACUGAGGGAUGAAGGAGGAGAAAUUUGGAAUCAGGUGUCCCAUGAUCUCACAGCAUGGCUGGAAUCUGCCUGGAGGGCUGUGCUGGAGACACAGGGCAGGACAGGGCAGAGCUGGGGCUCAGAGGGGGUGGCAGGGACUGGUGACAUCCACAGGCACCUCAGAGUGAGCUGGAUCUCACACUGAGCCCCCCUCCCACAGCUCUGGGAGCAGGGACUCACUGCCCUCAGCUUCCAGGGAGAGGCACAGUGGGAAUUAGGGAACUUUCCUUGGAGUUUUCCCUCCAAGCAUGGAUUUGAGGAGUCUAGAUCCCAGCUGCUCACUGAAAUAGGGCUUGGGAGGCUUGUCAGGACCCAUGUCCAAACACCAUCAUUCCCUGCUGCAGGGGCUGAGCUCUCUGGCUGGAUUUGAGGUCUUCGUUAGGGCAAAGACAUCCUUUUCCUCAGUAGAUGCCUUCCUAAGAAAGCCUUCCUAACAAAGCCCUAACAUUUCCAAUGUUAAAUCAGCAAACCCACAUUCUUUAUAGGACAGCUCCUGGUUUUUCUUAAUUUUUUGGGAAAAAAAAUCCAGUAACUCAAAAAGAACAAUUUUUUUUCCUUGUGUAUUCUACCACUCAAUAAAAUCAUAACUAUUUGUUGACCAUA
Passer montanus (Eurasian tree sparrow) is the source of this 4456-nucleotide messenger RNA. RefSeq names its product fatty acid desaturase 2 (gene FADS2). The transcript is spliced from 13 exons. Gene Ontology annotation, molecular function: oxidoreductase activity, acting on paired donors, with oxidation of a pair of donors resulting in the reduction of molecular oxygen to two molecules of water. Gene Ontology annotation, cellular component: membrane. Gene Ontology annotation, biological process: lipid metabolic process. NCBI's taxonomy places the organism in Eukaryota, Metazoa, Chordata, Aves, Passeriformes, Passeridae. The record is from RefSeq and is a predicted model, not a curated record. Bases 255 to 1589 code for a protein of 444 amino acids.